UGGCCAAUUGGAGAAUCAUGGACAGUUCUCAGACAGAACUUCCCUUGUCAGACAACUGUGGAUUAGGACUCAUGACUGAUAUACUUGGGAUAGCCAGGACCAUGUGAUGCACUUCCAGUAAUGGGAGGCAGGUGGUCUUUCCUUUACCUAACGAGAUAAUAGGUUCCCAUGAUGAAGCUCAGCACAUUCUUGGGUGGUCACAAUAUUGCUCUGUGUGACGUUUCCCCUAGAUACAGAUCAAGGAUCAGAUUCCCCUCCCCCCAAUCCAUGUCUGUAACAUUAGUUAAACAUCAUAAUAUAUGAUAUUGUGCAAAUAAUUUGUGAUCAAACCUGUACCAAAACAGUGGGCCCAAUCAGAUUGACCUGCACCUGUUAGUCAUUAUUAGUAGAUGACGUCAGGUCAGUCGUUUGUUUUCGUCAACUCAAUCACGCUUACCCAUACCUGAGUGAAAAAUAACAGCCGCAAGAAACAUGACCUGUUUCGCGUUUCCAUUUAUAUUGUUCAUUCUUGUACCUCACACGAUAUCUCUCGGAAGCUGCAGUAGUUUUACUUUCUCCAUAUGUUGGAAAAUCAGCAACAAUUCCUUGUUUGGCAGUUGGCCAGAAGGACAUUUAUGGUUGAACACCACCAAAUUGAAAUCCAUUUGGAGUGAGGACACAUUUUCAUCUUUGACAGUUGCCACUACUGUGGAACACAAAUUGACUCUUCAUUAUGGUGUCAUGGUUCGGAAGUGGAUAUUCUCCAUCUUCCCAGGUUCACAUUCCAUUGAGUUCAGAAGUAUACAUAAACCUGACCAACAGCCCAUCAAUAGCACUCUGGAAGCCCUGGAGUUGUUCUCCACCAAUGAGGUGUUUGCGUGUGAAAACAGCACUCUGUACCUCUAUCAGGACCCAAACUUCAUCCUCAUGCUUGGUCACACUGUGCGCUACCCCUUGAAGCUGGAGUCCAGGAGUACCUCCAUGUUAUUGGUGUCCUGGAAAGAGAAGAUGCAGCCCCCGGCUGCCCCUGUCCCCGUCCACUCUGUGUCCCUAUACCACUCUGAGAUGAAGGCCUACGCUGCCCUUAGUGUGGACAGUACCCACUCCAACCACUACCGCUUCACAGCCCUGGAAUCCUGCAGUUCCUAUGCUGCCUGUGUGGAGGUGGCAGGCAGCCACUCGCUUACCUGCCUCUCCACUAUCACAGACCCAGAAGUCCCCAGACAUUUCCAGGUGACGACGUGGAACAGCAGCAGUGUCACAGUGUCCUGGGACUGUCCCGACAACCGCAAGUUCUCCUUCUUCCUUGUCACGGUCCUCUACCUCAAUGGCACCAACCAUGUCCUCGAGGAGAGGUCCUUCAGGCACACACUGGACACCUUUGUGUUCUCUCAAUCUGACCUGCCGCCCUGUAGCAGGGUGAAGUUUGGCCUGCAGACGGUGUGCCAGGCGGGCACGGAGGCUCGCCACAGCAGAAUGGUCCUCAUCAAAGGGAAUACUGUCCACUCAGAAAUCGAGAACCUGUGGCAGACCUCCUCGGGGCCGGACAACUACACCCUGAGCUGGGUGGUGAGGAACACUUCUUCUAUCUCCAUGUUCAGGAUCUACCACCAGGGGGUGCUCCACUACACCACCCUGCUCACCAGCCACACGGUGGCCAGCCUUCUGCCCUGCAGCCAGUACUUGGCUAGAGUAGAGGCACUGUGUGGAGACAGCGUGGUCAUGAGCUCCAAGACCGUACUCGCUCGCACAGGACCCAGAGGUGUUUCAGAACUGCGCUACCGUCCUGAGGACUCUACAGCGCUGUGGAUUGGUGGGACCGGAGAGGGCGUGGCCUUUCAGUACCAGCUGUCUUAUGACAAUGGCUCGACCAUCCAGCAAGGCCGGCUGAUGGAGCCUUUUCUCCCCCUCCUGGGGCUCAUUGAGGGUGCGCUCUAUGCCCUGGACGUGUGGGAAGAGUGUGACGGCCAGUGGAGCGCCGACCCGGCCCUGGUGUGUUUCGAUGGAGUCAACGUUCUCGUGCUGCCGGUGGCGUCCACCUUGAGGCCGAAUGAAGACCAAGGUUGGUGUCAUCUGGGCUGUGUUCAGUAGGGCACAAUGUUGUGCAAUUAGCAUAUAUACAGUACCAG
Molecule: messenger RNA, 2108 nt
Organism: Oncorhynchus keta (chum salmon)
Lineage: Eukaryota; Metazoa; Chordata; Actinopteri; Salmoniformes; Salmonidae
Exons: 10
Coding region: 472-2070 (532 amino acids)
Molecular function (GO): protein binding
Source: RefSeq, a predicted model, not a curated record